AUGGCUGCCGGCACAGUCCCUUCGCGCGUCCAAAUGUUCAUCCCAAUCUUCUCGCCCGCCACGACCGGCAGCCCCGCGUGCAGCGCCCGCGGAUCUCCGACGGCGUUGCCCUGCACGGGGCGGAACGUCACGCCGCGCUCCCAUGGCUCGUCGCAGUCCGUGUAUGCGCACCACUGGUCGGUGGGUCGGGGCGCGUUGACGAGCGGGAAGUUCGUGCCGCCGCCGCGGAGGGCAGCAGGUGCCGGCCCGUCAUCUGUCGUCCCGUUUGACACAUGCACAUACGCAAAGAAGCUCGACACCCGGUUGCCGCCCUGCGCCGCCGUUGCGUGCACGGGCUGCAACGGUUCAAGGCGGGACGAGGAGGACGCCGACGAUGUCGUCAAUGACGAGGGGCCGUCGAGAAGACCCUGA
Sporothrix brasiliensis 5110 is the source of this 411-nucleotide messenger RNA. RefSeq lists its product as uncharacterized. Bases 1 to 411 code for a protein of 136 amino acids. The transcript is spliced from 3 exons. The record is from RefSeq and is a predicted model, not a curated record. NCBI's taxonomy places the organism in Eukaryota, Fungi, Ascomycota, Sordariomycetes, Ophiostomatales, Ophiostomataceae.